Molecule: messenger RNA, 1286 nt
Organism: Pneumocystis murina B123
Lineage: Eukaryota; Fungi; Ascomycota; Pneumocystomycetes; Pneumocystales; Pneumocystaceae
Product: tryptophan-tRNA ligase
Exons: 10
Coding region: 45-1286 (413 amino acids)
Biological process (GO): tryptophanyl-tRNA aminoacylation
Cellular component (GO): cytoplasm
Molecular function (GO): ATP binding; tryptophan-tRNA ligase activity
Source: RefSeq, a predicted model, not a curated record
ACAAAAGAAACUCUUAGAAAAGGAAUAAAACUAUUUUCCUAGAGAUGGAAGAUCUAAAUAUUUCUUGUUUAAAUUUAAAAGAUGAGUCAACUAUUGAGGAAUCUAAAGAUCAAGUUAUUACUCCAUGGAAGGUAGAAGGAAGGGUUGUGGACGGUAGAACAGAAGGAAUUGAUUAUGACCGGCUUAUAGAAAAGUUUGGGACAAAAUAUUUAGAUGAAGCACUUUUGGAAAGAUUUGAGAGAUUAAUAGGUCAAAAACUGCAUGUUUUCCUUAGAAGGGGGAUUGUUUUUUCUCAUCGUGAUUUUUCCAAUAUUCUUGAUCAAUAUGAAAAAAAAGAGCCAUUUUAUAUAUAUACAGGUAGAGGACCAAGUAGUUCGAGUAUGCAUUUAGGUCAUAUGGUUCCGUUUUUGUUUUGCAAAUGGCUUCAAGAUGUUUUUGAUGUUCCUGUAAUUAUUCAACUUACAGAUGAUGAGAAAUAUCUUUUCAGACAGGAAUUAAAACUGGAAGAUACACGUCGAUUUGCUAGAGAAAAUGCAAAGGAUAUUAUUGCAUGUGGUUUUAAUCCAGAAAAAACAUUAAUAUUUCUUGAUACAGAAUUUGUUUCAGGUUCUUUUUAUGAAAAUGUUGUUCGGGUUUCAAAAUAUAUAACGUAUAAUAAAUGUAAAGCUACCUUUGGAUUUAAGGAAGAGGAUUCUAUUGGAAAAUAUAGUUUUGUUUCUAUUCAGGCAGCCCCUAGUUUUUCUAAUUCAUUUCCAAGCAUUUUUGGUAAACGGACAGAUAUUCCAUGUUUGAUUCCUAUGGCAAUUGAUCAAGAUCCUUAUUUCCGUCUUACGAGAGAUGUUGCUGAUAGACUUGGCUAUUUGAAACCAUCCUUGAUACAUACUAGAUUUUUUCCUGCACUUCAGGGUCAUGGUACAAAAAUGAGUGCAUCAGAUGAAAAUACUGCUAUUUAUGUCUCUGAUACACCAUCUCAAAUCAAAAAUAAGAUUAAUAAACAUGCCUUUUCAGGUGGAGGUGCAACAUUAGAAGAACAUAGAUUAGUAGGAGGAAAUCCAGACAUAGAUGUAUCAUUUACUUAUCUCAAAUAUUUUUUGGAAGAUGACGACCAACUUGAACAAAUAAGAAAUGACUAUUCUUCUGGAAAGAUCUCUACAGGAGAACUUAAAGCAAUUACAAUUAAUGUUUUACAAAAAUUUGUUGCUGAAUUUCAAGAGAGACUUCAAUUGGUUACUGAUCAUACACUUUCUCUCUUUUUGGAUUCGAAUAAAAAACUGAAAUCUACAUGA